Molecule: messenger RNA, 386 nt
Organism: Limulus polyphemus (Atlantic horseshoe crab)
Lineage: Eukaryota; Metazoa; Arthropoda; Merostomata; Xiphosura; Limulidae
Product: polycomb complex protein BMI-1-A-like
Exons: 3
Coding region: 78-344 (88 amino acids)
Biological process (GO): negative regulation of transcription by RNA polymerase II
Cellular component (GO): PRC1 complex
Molecular function (GO): promoter-specific chromatin binding
Source: RefSeq, a predicted model, not a curated record
CCUGUCUAGUGCGGAGGAAGUUAGGCUCCCGUCUAUUCACUACCGUCGUCGAUCCGUUCAACUCCACAAUUAAUCCCAUGAGACAAUUUCAAAACCAACUGUUCCUGAACGAAAUUUUGGACUUACUCUCGGCGACUAGCACUUUUGAGGCCGAAGUUGGGCCUUCCUCCCCACCGAUCCGCAACAUGUACCAACCUUCCGGGCUGCGUGUACUGGAAGUCAACCCGUACUUAACUUGUGUGCUGUGCGGCGGAUAUUUUGUAGACGCUACCACGAUAAUUGAGUGUCUCCAUUCAUCUCAGAAUAAACAUAUUGUUCGUGGUAAAGAACAUGUUAGUGCAUAAAUUGCAUUUCUGGUAAACCUUGGUGUCUCAUCUUCCGAAUAA